This is a messenger RNA of Penicillium canescens, 350 nucleotides long. RefSeq lists its product as uncharacterized. The transcript has 3 exons. NCBI's taxonomy places the organism in Eukaryota, Fungi, Ascomycota, Eurotiomycetes, Eurotiales, Aspergillaceae. The record is from RefSeq and is a predicted model, not a curated record. The coding region runs from base 204 to 350 and encodes 48 amino acids.
CGCGGCAUUUACCCGCCCCCGCAACUUCCGAUAUUUCACUGAGCUGCGGUCACUGAGAUCAUAAACAUCAGCUACUCGACGUCUCUGUCUUUUCAUGUCUGUUCCGUUCGGCCUGCGCAUUAUCUCAGAUCUGUCGCCUUUCAACAGCUCAACAGCUCAGGGGUAACAACACGUUGUUCAUAUAAUGAAAUGCAAUCUAUGUGAUGCCCAGUUCGUUCGCCUGCAGCAUCUACAGCGCCACAUUUUAUCUCAUGAAAAUGUCCGACCUUUUGAAUGUCAAUUUUGUCAACGAUCCUUCAAACGUCGUGAUGUACUUCAAAGACACUUCCAAACGUGUAAAUCACGACUAA